Chara braunii is the source of this 5036-nucleotide messenger RNA. NCBI's taxonomy places the organism in Eukaryota, Viridiplantae, Streptophyta, Charophyceae, Charales, Characeae. The record is from the annotation of a GenBank genome assembly.
UGUGCCGGUCGUCAUCAUGGAUGACUAUCCCAUCCAGGGCCUGUUGGCCCUUUCUGUCCUAUUGGGCCCAAUAUUCCGGUUAAUGUUCCCGUUGGGAUUCGGACGCGUCUGUGCAUCCUGCAUGUUAUUGAAAUCCGGAACAGUAAAGCCUGGGCCCACACCUGCGGAGCAAGGAGAGAUUGACCGCAGGCUGGCAGAGAAAAAGAAGGAAAAGGAUGCCAAAAAGAAACAAAAAGAAGAGGAAGCAAAGAGAAAAAUGCAAGAGAAGAUGGAUAAGGAAUUGGAAGAAGAGUUGAAGAGUAUACGAGAAGAAGAAGAAGAAGAAGAAGAAGAAGAAGAAGAAGAAGAACAGGAAGAAGGAGAAGUCUUGCAAAGACGUCGUCAUCUUGAUAUACUGGAGAGUAGUAUAGCCAGCCGGCUUCCUGUUGAACCAUUAGAUUGGGCUGGACAGUACUACUACUCCAGCGAACCCUUAAAGGAGUCUGACGAAGAACGGGAUAGGUUCAUCGCAAAGUUGGCAAGUGUAACAGACACCGUCGAACGCAAUCUGAUGAUGGAAGAAAAGAGGGCCGAAUUGAAUAGCAGGUUGUUAGCAGCUAGACGCCAAGAGGUGGAAGAAAAUAAGAAACUGCAGGCGGAGAGGGAAAAAUUGCAGAAGGCUUUAGAAGCGCAAAAAGAUAAACCCUCUGCAACAGAAGAACAACUUGUUCUCCUCAGGGAGGUCGUCCUCAACACAAGGCAGGACAUGGCCUUGAUGCGUCAGACCCUACAAAGAGUAGAAACGCAUCGGGUUGAGUUCGAAAAUGUUUGGAACAACUUCUUGGAAAAGUCAGCCAAUGACGUUGAUCAGCAUGUACAAACAUACAUCCGGGCGUUGGAUGAACAUGUUACUAAGACAUUCACCCCGAAGGUCAUAGAAAAGAUAGAAAAGGGCGCUGGAGGCGGCGGAGGAGAUGGUGAUGACGAUGGCGAUGAUGAGAAGAAAGGGAAAAGAAGGGGGGAUCCAAAGGAAAAACUUCCUCAGGAAACCGGACAGGUUAACAAGAUAAAACUUAAACUGUCGUGGACCUAUAAUGGAAAGAAGGAGGAAAGUGUUCUGCAUUGGGCGGCUGCAAUCGAAACAUAUGUGUACGGACAACGUAUUCCAUACUGGGACCGGGUAUUGAUGGCAACUUCAUGCAUGGGAGGCGAUGCCAUGAGCUUCGCCAUCUCGCUGCAAAAAGAGGCGGGAUGCAGCUCCAUGGUAGAAUAUUCGCAACAAACGCGAAUCGAAGAUUUCCUCAAAGCCGUAAGAGAAAGAUUCAAGGACAAGAAUUUAGCAAGACCCACUGAGAUGUUAAUCCUUAGCCUUCCUGAUAGGAAAUGGAAGAGUACCUUUGCAUUGAAGGCAACUAUGGAUGAAUUAUUGCAAUGUGCCUGUACGUGGUUUAGAGCAGGCGUGAUCGUCCGUGCUCUAGUUCAUCGAGAGGAAACUCUAAAGCGUGAUCGUGUUCUUAUCUUGGAUGAUGAAAUGAAAGAAAUGAAAGAGUACUUUAGGAAGAAGACGAGGAAACGGAAAGCAGAUCUGGAGAGGAGAGAAAAGGAGGAGGAGGAGAAGAGGCGGAAAGAAGAGGAGAAUAGGAGAGAGCACGACAGGUUGAAAGAAGCCGAGGCACGGGAAGCUCGGAUGGAAGCGAGGCUAGUAAGACUUUUGGCGCAACACUCGAAGACGGUGGACAGAGGAGAAUCGUCAGUUAAGAAAAAGUCCCCCAAAACCAAGGCUAGGAUGCUCCGGGAGAUCAGGAGCUAUCUCGUUGAAUCGGAAGACGAUAGCGAAGAAGUUAAGGAGGAAGCGGGGAAAUUGAUCGAGGCGAUAGAGAGGCGAAAGGGAAAGAGAAAGGAAACUGUUGGAGGUGGGGUGGUAUCAAGGAACCUGCGAAAGGGUCAGCGAAGUGAUCCGGUGAUGGUGGAGGAAGAUGACGAAGUACGGACACCGCCUGCGGCCAGGAGAGGGGAAGGCCAGGAUGCUGCGAGCACGGACAUGUUGGAUUUUGCUAUCGAAAUGCACCGACAUCGACAUCUGUCGGAGAAAAAGGUGCCCGAGUUGAGGAAAUUGUGCAAUCGGGAGGGAAUUGAAUGGUCCAAGCGUGAUGUUGCGAUCGGUGAGUUGGUCAAGUGCAAAGCCAAGCUUGCGUACGGUGAAUGUCCAUGGGGGAAGAAAUGGAUUGGGAUUACUGCUACAGAGGAGAACGAUGCUUCGACUAAUGAUCCGGGGGUAUAUGCCGUUGUGAGCCCGUUCUGCCGCCACUUCUACAUUGGAGCUACCACAAGGAAGAUUAUCAUACGUUGGUCUGAUCACGUGAAAGGAGCGAUCAGAAAGGAGGCAGGAAAUGCCCCGAAGCUGCAUAACUGGUUGAAGAUCUUUGGGUGGGAGAAAUAUCUCGUGCUCCCUUUGAGCGUUAAAGGGAAAGUGGGAGGUUGUAUUCUGGAGACUGAGGGGAAGGUUAUUCCUCUUCGUGAGUGUAGGAAGAAGUUAGAAGAGGGGUGUAACUUUACGAUCAGGAGUAUUGAGGUAAUCUCAUCAAGCAUAACGAGGAGGAAGAACAUACUCCGGGAAUUGAUGCGCCGACCCGGGAAUAUUCGAAGCAUUUACAAGCUAGGAUCUGAAGAGAUCAUCAAUCUGUACAGGACUUCCGGCCUGUUUUGUGAGAAGAAGAUUCUCAAUCAUCUGAGAUAUGCGAUUUCGAAUGUUGCGAAAAGAAAGUAUGGAGUAGAAGUGCGCAGGAAGCCAUGCGUGAAAAUCCCGUUUUCACCAUUGAUUAGACUGGGUGAGGUGAGACGGUUGACAUCAAAUUUACUCGCUCAGAUUUUACCGGAUAAGUACAUUCGUGCCUUUGUAGGGAGACGGGUCAGAGUCGUGCUGAAGAAGAGUGUCACUGUGGGAGGUGUGAUCCACAAUCAUUGGUUGUACGCGGGAGAAAGUGAGGUUAUCUGCACAUGUCAUGAUCUGGACUUACCUAGGUUUGAGGGACACGUGAGAGUGAGGCUUGAGCACGUCCAUGGCAUUCCAGCGUUCGUGAUGAACUCGAAGAAUGUCACCAAGGGAGUGAGGAUUUCGCAUAAGAUGUUGGCAGGAUGCAUAUUGGAGGGAGUAAAGUCGUGGGCGAAGGGGAAGGCCCUGAAUAUCGACCAAGAAUCGAUCGGAAGAUGCUUUGAUAACAAGAGGGGCGAUGGCGUGUUGGCAAUGUCGACUGAAGAUGUCAAAGAGGUGAUGGCAGACUUCCAGAAUUUAGUGGCGGUUCCCGUAGAUAGGAACCCGGGCGCUACUCUGAUACUUUGCCCGUACUUGUACAUUACGACAUAUAAGGAAAUCUUCAACCUGAGUGCGAGCUUUGUUGAGGUCUUUCGAAAUGAGACUGAUGUCUUGGCUGAGAUGAAGAGAGAGUAUGAAGAAAAAGGGCUGCGGAGAGUAGCUAGGUGGCAGACUUCCGGGAAGGUGGGACACACAUAUGUCCUUCCGAAGGAUAAGGAUCUUCAAAGAUGGCGGCCCAUUUCGCCAUGCACGCAUGACCCGGCUAGGUUAGCAGGGUCUAGGGCGGGGAAGGCUAUUAGAUAUAUGUUGUUUGGGUUGGACCGGAGGUGCCACUUUGAUUUAAAAUCAAUGGACGAAUGGAGAGAAGUCUGCGGUUGGGUGGAGUCGAAGUUGGGAGCGAAAGCCGACGCAGUGUACGGUAGAAGCUAUGACGUUAAAGAGAUGGUUUCCCGACUAUCUCAUCAAAGCAUACUGGAGGCAGUCACGUGGUUGAUUGAUUGUCACAAGGAGAGAGGAAUGAUCGGAGUAAAGGUAUGCGCGAGGGGGAAGGUAUGUGCGAUGACAAGGAGAGCGAGGAAGGAAGAAGGAUUUGUUUUCAUGGGCUUUGAAGACAUCCGAGCUAUCGUCGAAUUCGAGUUGAACCAUACUUUCGUGAAGUGCACCGGGGGAAUGCUCAAACAAAUAUUCGGCAUUCCGAUGGGGCGGAACUCGAGUCCUGCCAUCGCGUGCCUGGUGUGUGCUUGUGCUGAAGCCAAGUUUGUGCGAUCACUGGGUAAAAGAGUCGGGUUGGUAAUGGGCUUACGCAUGAUUGAUGACGUGGCCAUCUUUGCGGUCUUCAGAUCUGACAAUGAACGAUCGGCCCGGAAUGCGGAGAUGAUGAUGGCGAAGUUUGAAAGCUGUUAUGAUCGAGAGCUGGCUCUUGUCAGGAAAGAUGAGGGAAAGAAUGCCUUUGAUUUCCUAGGCACCAGGAUAUUCGUGCAGAUUCAACCGCUGAAGAUCGCCGUACAUCCGAGAACCAGGAAUCAACUUUCACUCGCAGAGAAUGGGGCACUAACUACCCAGUCGCUACAGGAUUAUACCUCGUUCUCAAAGAAGUCAUGUAAAAGAGCUACCGUUUUCUCGAAUCUCAUCAGAAUGUCGAAGCUGUCAAGCUCAGAAGAAGCUUUGAAGGCAGUCAUAGCCACUCUGAUGAUGGAAACUCGCCUUCGGGGCUACCCCCCGAAGGUCUCUCUCGGGGACCUGGCGCGGUUUGCCAGGGUGUCUGGUGCGGUCCAGCACGUACAUAACUACCUAUGGAAGCUGGACACUUUCAAUUAUGUUGCACCUAUCAGCAUAGAAGCAUACGUGGCGCUAGCCGGCCUAUGCACGGCAGACAUCGAUAACUGCCGCACCGCCGCUAGGAAUGGCACGAUCCACUUCCCAGCAACCAGAGCAGGUCUCGACGCCGAUUUUCUCCCGAUAUCCGAAAUGGAGAAAGGAAAGUGCCCCAAGAAGCCGCCGCUACUUCAGAAGGGCAUCCCCAAGUUCCCGAUCGAUCUUCCCGAGCUGAAGAAGCUGUGGAACGCAAGAAGACCCUACUUGAAGUGCAAUUGUCAGGAAUGCGAGAAGAGCUUCACCUGGUUUGACCACAUGCUGUGGCACAACGACUCCAGAUCAUGGAAGACGGAAGACUUGGCUGGAGAUCUAUAAGAGAUCCGGAAAAACACGUCAUCCCCUGCCACUACGCCAAUCGGCUUAUGGAACG